Messenger RNA from Cornus florida, 390 nucleotides. RefSeq lists its product as uncharacterized. The coding region runs from base 1 to 390 and encodes 129 amino acids. Lineage: Eukaryota; Viridiplantae; Streptophyta; Magnoliopsida; Cornales; Cornaceae. The transcript is spliced from 2 exons. The record is from RefSeq and is a predicted model, not a curated record.
AUGACAUCUCAAGGACUGGUGGUUGAUGGAGGUGGUGAGAGGAAUGGAAUUGUUGGCAUAGUGGUUGGAAUGGUUGGAAUUGAGGGGAUUGUGGGGAGUGAAGUGGCUGGCAAUGGAGGUAAAGGGUUGUUUGGUAAUGGUGGCAGCGUCGCUUUGGGGAUGGUUGGCAUUGCAGGCAAUGGAGGCAAUGUGACUUUAGGAAUAGAAGGGAUUGUAGGCAGUGUUGGUGCAGGCAGUGGAGCAGAGGUUUGCAAAAGAUGGCGUGCCGCGGAGCUUAUACGGAGGCUUGAAAGUGAUAACACUAUGGUUAAACAUAGAACCACACAUGGAUUAGAAGCCACCAUUGUUCAACAGGAGCAAAAAAGAUCUUCCUUUUUUUCUCGAGUAUAG